GAAAAUUUAGAUUCGAUUUGCACAUUUAAGCUGAUCAUCUAAAUCAAUAUAUAAUAGGAUUUUGCAAAAAUAGUACAUGCCAAAAUUAAAGACCCUACUGUCAUUUUUGUUUGCCUCGACAUGCCCAACUUCCUUACAUCUUAAGAACCAUUAUUUGAAAUGGAUUAAGGAAAGAAUCCUAAAAUCGCACUUAAUAGUCUAAUAAAUAUAUUCCUUCCUUUCAAUAACUUUAAUAUAUAAUAAUUCCAGCAAUUAGGACUAUCUCAGAUUGACUAAUUAAUAUUGCAGUAGUAGAUUGCUUUUCAAUCAUAUCUUAAGAUUGCUUUUGGAUUGAUAAUAAAUGUGAAAGGAAACAAUUUCAUCAUGCUUCGAUUGAUUACAUACAUUCAGACUUAAAUUACAUGGUAAUUGCAUUGUAAAAAUAGGAUGAAAAUGCGAAACUGCAAUUCACUUUUUGGAAGAGAUAUUUACAACUCUGCAAACUUGUCAAGGUAAUAUAUAAAAAUAUGAAUAAGUAAAGUUUUCAAAGCUGGAAAUCACUUUGGAAACUUCUACUUUCUUAAGCUUCUGAGAUACUUAAAGAAUGCAACAAAGAGAUUGAGAUUGAUAUUUGUAUGAUUAAAAAUCAGCUAAAUACUUGAAGAUAUUCUUACAUAUUGCUUAUUUUAAAUUGUUG
Molecule: messenger RNA, 676 nt
Organism: Paramecium sonneborni
Lineage: Eukaryota; Ciliophora; Oligohymenophorea; Peniculida; Parameciidae
Source: the annotation of a GenBank genome assembly